Triplophysa rosa is the source of this 2737-nucleotide messenger RNA. RefSeq names its product ArfGAP with FG repeats 1a (gene agfg1a). Gene Ontology annotation, molecular function: GTPase activator activity. Bases 303 to 1991 code for a protein of 562 amino acids. The transcript has 14 exons. Lineage: Eukaryota; Metazoa; Chordata; Actinopteri; Cypriniformes; Nemacheilidae. The record is from RefSeq and is a predicted model, not a curated record.
UGACUGGGUUAUUCACUGGGUGUGAAAGCAGAGUGGGACGGCUGGUCGUUAAAGUGCCUGCCUGAGCGCCGCCAGGACCCUCCUCUCUUCACUACGGCGCUUUCGCCCGUUGUACGUGUUGAGCGUGAUGCCUGUCUAAAGAACUCGGGUCCGUCCUGCCUUCCCGGUCUUUCGGUGCUUCAACGCCACAUUUUAACCGGAACCCCUCUGUCGAUUCAUUUUCGUGGGACCCUAAAGUUAAUUGGAUUUGUUUUAUUAUUAAACACAUUUUAUUGAUCAACGUUGUAUUCACGGCUCCGGCCAUGGCAGCGAGUGCGAAGCGAAAACAGGAGGAAAAGCACCUGAAGAUGCUGCGGGAAAUGACGAGUUUGGCGCCCAACAGAAAGUGUUUCGACUGCGAUCAGCGCGGCCCGACCUACGCCAACAUGACCGUGGGCUCGUUCGUGUGCACGACCUGCUCAGGCAUCCUACGAGGCCUGAACCCUCCACACAGAGUGAAGUCCAUCUCUAUGACGACUUUUACGCAACAGGAAAUAGAAUUUCUUCAGAAGCACGGAAAUGAGGUAUGCAAACAUAUAUGGCUCGGUCUCUAUGACGACAGAAACUCGGCCAUCCCAGACUUUAGAGAACCUCAGAGAGUCAAAGAGUUUCUUCAGGACAAAUAUGAGAAGAAGCGAUGGUAUAUUCCUCCAGAUCAGGCUAAGACAGUGUCUUCAGUUCAUGCGUCUGUCUCUGGUUCAUCUAACAGCAGCACCAGUAGUACCCCAGAGGUCCGACCUCUCAAAACUUUACUAGGAGAAUCUGUACCCAGUUUACACCUCAACAAAAACACACCUAGUCAGUCUCCGGUUGUGUCACGCACUCAGCUGACCCAGAGUCAGUUUCAGGACAGGAAGUUCGAUCUGCUCGGCGAACUGGGCGGAGACAUUUUUGCGCCCUCACAGUCCGCAGGCAACGCACACUUUGCCAACUUUGCACAUUUCAACAGUCAUCCGGCGCAGAAUGCUAACGCCAAUGCAGACUUUGCCAAUUUUGAUGCAUUCAAAAAUUCUGCUGCUCCAACCGCAUUUCCAUCAGCUCCACAGGCCUCAUUUCAGCCCACACCGACAGGUAGUGCGUCAGGAAUGGCUAAUGCCAAUUUCGCGAACUUCGAUAACUUCCCCAAAUCGUGCAGUGCAGAUUUUGCAUCCUUUAGCUGCAGUCAGAAGAACGCAGGGGGAGCGGAGGCGUCCAGUGUCCCCCCGGACCGAUACGCAGCCCUCGCCGACCUCGACAACAUGUUCGGCACCACCAAACCCGAGCAAGGCACAAGUUCUGCCCCGGCGUCUGCAGGUGUGGGUCCUCCCCCUCCUCAAGCCGCUCUUUUGGGCAGCAAUCGCUAUGCUGCACUAGCUCAACUGGACACCGUCUUCUGCACCUCAGCGCCAAACGUCGGCGGCUACAACACUUCCACCACAUCACAGGGGCCUAUGUUUGGAUCCUCCACAGCUGUUCCUCCCUCUCAAGCACAACAGGGUAUUCCCAGCAUGCCUCAGGGUUUUGCAGGUUCAUCAACAAAUCCAUUUUUCGCACCCGUGGCUUCUCAGGCCGCUCCCACUAACCCGUUCCAGACCAAUGGGAGGGCAGCUGGUGUGGGCGUGGCAGCAGCAGACAUAGGACCCCUGCAGGGCCAUAUUUUCCCUGUGGCUCACUUUGCUUCCUUUGGUCCUCCGUCUAUGAGUAUGCCGACUGGAUUUGGAAACGCCGCUGCUUACAACGUUCCCACCAGCUUCAGUGGAAACUUCCAGCAGCCUUUCCCUGGACAACCCUUCACCCAACAACACGCGUUUCCACAGCAACCCAACGGAGGUUUCACUGCAUUUGGUCAGGAUAUGGUCACCCCAUUUGGACAGAACAUGACAGUGCCUGGACUAACUAAUAACCCUUUUCUGGCAGGAGCACCAGCAGCUCAAUAUCCGGCAGGAGGUUCCUCCACAAACCCCUUCUUAUAGCACUGUUGUCCUCCACUCCUGUAGGGGGCGACCCGCAACUGGUUCCCACCUCUUGCACUGUUUUGUUUCCCAAGUAGCUUUAAAAACGACAUUUCUUAAAUAAUUUUUUAUUGAAUUUUAAGAACAAUAGACUGAAAAACGGCAAAGAAAUACAUAUAUAUUAUCUGUGACAUCGUCUACUCUACGCCAACACAAAACACGUUUCAGGUGCGUGUGGAGAGAAGGGGCUUUUUUGCUGUGCUCCACUGUGUUCCUGUGAACAGGCCUGCAUGAAGUGGCCGAUAGCUAAGUUAUUGCAAAUGUCCCAUUCACAUUGAUGCUGCAAUCUUGUAUAUAAUUCUUUCAUAGAAAUCCCUCAAUUCUAAAUCUUUGUGCAUAUCAGUAUUUGUAUCUUUAACACGUACGCACACACUCACAAACACAUGCUGCAUAUAUGGCGCUGACGUCAGCCAUGCUGUGAAUAACGUUUUACGAUAAAUAAGAAUGUGGAAUCUUUUUUGACAUCAACGUGAUGCCUUUUUGCGCUUUGGUUUUUGCUCUUAUCGAGGCGAAGAAUAAACAUUUUCCGUUCGAGGACUUUCAAACUUCCAGACUCUUUUUGGAUGUCAGCCCCUCCUGAACUCUCACCUGGACAGGAGAGUCAAACCACUUAUGUUACAGUCUAAGUUAAGUGUGUGUGUGUGUAUAUAUAUAUAUAUAAAUAAAUAAAUGUAUAUAUAUAUACAAUAUAUAUUAAAAUGAAUUUU